This is a messenger RNA of Cimex lectularius (bed bug), 3025 nucleotides long. RefSeq names its product voltage-dependent calcium channel gamma-5 subunit-like. The transcript has 7 exons. Bases 464 to 1594 code for a protein of 376 amino acids. The record is from RefSeq and is a predicted model, not a curated record. Gene Ontology annotation, biological process: transmission of nerve impulse; postsynaptic neurotransmitter receptor diffusion trapping; regulation of AMPA receptor activity. Gene Ontology annotation, molecular function: voltage-gated calcium channel activity; channel regulator activity. Gene Ontology annotation, cellular component: AMPA glutamate receptor complex; postsynaptic density membrane. NCBI's taxonomy places the organism in Eukaryota, Metazoa, Arthropoda, Insecta, Hemiptera, Cimicidae.
CAAAUGUCACUGACAUUUUAUAUAUUUUUUAUUUAUAUUAUAAUCGGUGCAUAGGGAUUACAUCCUUUACAGAAUAAGUGGAUCCGGUGAAACUGUCAGGUCUGCUGGCCGGUGAGGUGACAAGUGGGAAUUUAGUAAAAAAGGUCACAUGACAUGAUAGAGGAAAUCCAUUAGCAAGGGGUGCGCGGUGUCAAAUGUCCAUGGGCCAUCUCGGCUAUCACCGGUUGGAAUUUCAGAGGCGAAUAAAUCGGACGAAGAAAGUAAAUCUCCACGAGGUGCUUUCAUAUCGGGAGACACGCUUGCGCCGGCCGGUCGUCACCACAGCCUCACCGCUCCCAACCUCGGCCGCCUCCCAGUCUCGAAACCGCCUCCGAAGAGUUCGCCCCCAAAGUUUUUCCACCUCGCGUCGUCAUGGAUGUGAAACACGCGGAUUCUACAACUGACCGUCUAUGUGAUUUCUGAGAUGUGCAUGCGAGGUUUAUGCAGCUCCGGCUUGGCGGUGGGUGUGGGGCUCGUCUCCCUCACCGCACUCGUAACCGGUUUCGUUUCCAACGUCUGGCUCUACACACGAGAGCCUGUAUCGCUUCCGAACAAUCAACCUCCGACGACUGUCACAUUCAGGAUUGGAUUCUGGAGAGUCUGCCCUGCACUCAACAAGACCAACUACACAGUCCGACUACCUUCGCCAUCAUGCUCUCUGAUCAAGUACUCAAGUUGGGAUGAGGUGAAGCACACGGACAUCGGCGUGAACUGGUCGCCGCUAGAAUUCACACCUUCAAUUAUUACAAGAAUGAGGGUAUCUAUGCCUUUUGCUGCCGUGGCUGUGAUCCUGCUACUAAUGGCGACAUUAGCUGCGCUUAUUGGACAUUGCAACAACGACCACAAAACUCUUAUAGCCUGUGCGUUGUACACUCUUGCUGGUCUAUCACUUGCGAGUGGGUUGGUGGUGUUCGCUUCGGUGGUGAGCGACGUGUCGUUGGAAAGGCCGAGGAGAACAUCGGGUCCUACUUUUCAGUAUCGAUACGGAUGGUCGUUCUUCAGCGCUGGUGCUGCUUUUGUUUUGGCGGAAGUGGCCGCGGUUCUGUGCAUCACGGCAUAUUUGCGUCGUUUUCCGACUGCGGAGCAUAUGGUGCGUGCCGUGGUGCCCGGGGCGGAGAGGAAGCUGCUGGCUUCCAGGCAUUCCGACUACGGCGUCAGAACUCCUUCGGAGCAUAACAAGGAGCUGCUCGUCCCCUCGUUUGAAGAGGCGUUGGACGGGCCGUUAUUGACCAAGCCCGACCUAUGCACGACUACAGAGACCCAGUGCCAAAGCUGCAAAAAAGAACAGGAACGUCAACUGGCCGGUACCACGGUCCCCAUCCAGCUCGGGACGAACACGCUGAGGCCGCAACGGACCGCACCGGCCUAUCCCGAAUACAACAGACGAUACGCCACCUUGGGACACACGGGUGUCCUCCACGCAGGAGUCUUGGGCGUAUCGGAAGCGGGAGGCAGCUGGAGUUCGGGGUCGAGCCCCAGCUCGAGUUCGAGCUGUCCUCGGCCUCCGAGGAAACACCAUCAAAAGACACCACCACCUCCACAGGCGGUUAUUUGACAGGAAGUUAACUCGGACGAGGACAUUGUCUAACAGAGGCAUGUGGCUGGAGAUCUCCCCGUCCGAGGUGCUCUUAUUGCCGCUGAAACUGUUUUCAGCACGACAAUUCAAUGCGGACAUAUCAACAACUCCCUCUCAUAUCUUGUUGAAACGAUACAACAAGUCACAUACGUUUUUGACCCGUUACCGCCUGUACAUAUGUAGUUAUACAACUAAUAAACCUUUGUAUAUAAACAAACGAAUUAUAGUGCUUGCUGUCUUGACAAGAUUUUAUAUUAUUGUUAGAGGGUGCAAAAGAAUUUUGUGAUAACUUACUAAGAGGAUUUGUUGACAAUAUUGUUCUUUGUACAAUUUUUUAUGUGGUUAAUUAGAAUAUACUGUUAUAAUGGACAAUUACAAACUUCAUACUUUAAAAUAUAUGUUAUCACCAUUAAAAACUUUAAACAAUUUGUUAAACUGGAAAUAUGAUUCUUUUCAAAUGAAUUUCGAUAUAUCAUUUCUAAAAAUAAAUCAUUAGACUAUAAUUUUCAUCACAACAAAACCAAACUUUGGUAUAUUAUUUUUUUAAAUAGUUUUAAAAUAAGCAUGAAAAAUAAAUUGGUAAAUUUGUAGAAUUUUUUUUUAUGUAUAUAUUUUCUAUUGAUAAUGACUAAUUAAUGAAAUAAAUAUCAGCAGUUAACGUGAUCACUGCCAUAUACAUAAGGCAGAAUGAGUCCGUAUUGAGCAUAGGAUAAUCGUUCAAUUAACAACACACAAUAAUCUCUUAUAAAAUUAACCACCAAUAUUAUAAUUUUAUAUUAAAAAAGAUCAGGCCAAUUAGAAAAAUUAAAAGUUCUUUUGGCGAGCUUUAGUAAAAAUACAAAAUAACUCCUAUUUAAAAAUGUAAAAAAUGAAUGAUGAAAUGUUUAUUAUUAAGCGUGAAACUUGUAUUAAGUAAAACGACAGCAAAAAAAAUUUUUUCUACGUUAAUUUAUCUGCCAAAUAAUUGCCAAAAACACUUUGUGAAUAAAACGAUCCUUUUCAAUUAUUUACCAAAAUUAUAAUGGUGAAAAUUGUGUUUUAUGAAAUUUUUUUAUUACCGAGUAGUGAUCACGUUAAUGAACAAAUUUUUACAUAACAUCUAAAAUACCUUUCAGAUCAAAAUUAAUCCUUCUGUGAUUUGCUUGGUUGGAAAUACUCAAAAAGCUCGAAAGGCUUUUUACCAAUGCUUAAUAAAUACAUUUUUUGUUACUGUUAAUAGCUGUGAUCUGAAAUUUUGCUUCUUGUUGCAAUGAAUUUUCGUUAUUCAUCUCUAAGAAAACAAAUGUGUUCAGUGAUUCACGACAGAGAGUUUACAUAAAAAAUGCCCAUCUACUACAUGCUAAUGUGUUAAACGAUGAACAAAUGUGUCCCUUCACCGAAUUUGAAAUAAUAAAGAUUAUUUUAAAAUGU